Molecule: messenger RNA, 2953 nt
Organism: Nilaparvata lugens (brown planthopper)
Lineage: Eukaryota; Metazoa; Arthropoda; Insecta; Hemiptera; Delphacidae
Product: DNA polymerase beta
Exons: 9
Coding region: 284-1285 (333 amino acids)
Biological process (GO): double-strand break repair via nonhomologous end joining
Cellular component (GO): nucleus
Molecular function (GO): DNA binding; DNA-directed DNA polymerase activity
Source: RefSeq, a predicted model, not a curated record
UCCAUUUGCGUUUUCUUUUUGCGAUCAUUCUUUGGCGGUGCACUUGAGGCUUGUUUUUUGAAAUGAUUGGACAUUGACAAGUUUACUUAUUUUAUAAUUUAGUCAUAUAUUAUUUAAUUAUUAGUUCACAAAAUUAUGAAUCUUAUACUUGGAGGGGGUCACUUUAAUAUAUGGGCCGCGGAAUCUAAUUCCGCGGCCCAUAUACUAAAGUGCAGCCCUUGAAGUAAAAAAAGUAGCGGACCUGAGGAACGGUAAUAAUUAAUGGAAAUAGAAUUCUCACACCAUGAGUAAGAGGAAAGCUCCAUCAAAUGAAGAUAACUUAAAUAGUGAUUUAUGCGAUUUUUUAAUUGAAUUAUCGAAUUAUGAACGAAAUGUGAAUAGGAACAUAUUCAAAUACAAUGCAUAUAGAACAGCUGCUAGUGCACUGGCAUCUCAUUCCACGAGGAUCACAUCCGGCAAAGAAGCGCUAAAGCUCGAUGGAGUUGGAGACAAAAUCGCCAAGAAAAUUGACGAGUUCUUGUCCACGGGAACUUUGAAAAAACUGGAAAAUAUAAGGAAUGACUCUAUUACUGAGAGUAUCAAUCUUCUGACAAGAGUUUCGGGUAUUGGCCCCGCCAAAGCAAAACAACUUUAUGACUCAGGAAUAAGAACAUUGGAUGAUCUGCAUAAAAAUCAAGACAAAUUGAAUCACCAUCAAUUGAUUGGUUUGAAAUAUUUUGAUGAUUUUGAAAAGAAGAUUCCAAGAGAAGAGGUUCAAGACAUUGAGACUAUUAUAAAAGAAUCAGUUUCGCGCUUGGAUCCAACCUAUUUAAUAACAAUAUGUGGAAGCUACAGGCGUGGAAAGAAUCAAAGUGGUGAUAUAGAUGUACUUGUCACUCAUCCCACGUUUGUAUCCAAAGGAUUGUCUAAAAAUAAUUCCUCAUUCCUAUUGAAGCAAAUAGUCAAUCUAUUAGAAGAGAAGAAGUUGAUAACUGAUACUUUAUCCCUUGGAGCAGUCAAAUUUAUGGGAGUUUGCAAAUUUAAAGAUGAUGCCAGAAGAUUGGACAUCAGGAUAACGCCAUACGAUCAGUAUUAUUGUGCUGUACUAUAUUUUACCGGAAGUGAUUUAUUCAACAAGAAGAUGCGGGCUCAUGCUUUGCAGAAUAACUUCACCCUCAAUGAAUAUACGUUGCGCUUCCUAGGUUGUACUGGUGUUCCUGGUAAUCCUGUCAAGAUUGAAAGCGAAAAAGAUAUCUUCGAUUGCAUUGAUUUUCCUUACAAAAGUCCAUCAGAAAGGAGUAUGUAGGAUUUACACAAGAAUAGUAUAGAAGGUUGCCUCGAUUGCAUAAGACGCAUGGAGAACGCAGCUGGCUCUGGUAUGACGUCAUGCUCCGACCUCUCGGCCCAGCUUAACAUACAUUCAAACGUAAAAAUGCCCAACUUUGAGCCCUCAUAGCAAAUUAAUUAUCAACACUAUUUAUAUAGAAGUGAGUGACAUAAAAAUGUUCAGCAUUUUACCCUCUUUGAAACAUUAUCAAAAGCAAUUUUUAAUAAAAAUCCUAUCAAUGUUACUGGCGAGUCUAAAACAAAUCGUUUGAGUACAUGAUUCGAUUCAAUACAUACCAUUUCAAAUACGUUUUUUGUACUUUCUCUUAGUUUUUUGCAUCGUUUUAGUUCUUUCUCUUAUGUUGAUUCUCAUUUAGAAAUUUCAUUCUUAUGUAGGUCCUUUUUUGUUUGUGGAAAGAACUGCUAGUUAACUUCUUCGGGAAGAAUGUAUGAUCAUCAUUUAAACAUUAUAAAGAUUCUUAUUUAUCCCAAUUUAUGAAAAAUAGAUAAUCACGACUUUUAAUGACUUCAAUGCUGUUAUUUUAUCAACAAAUAAAACACAUUUCACUACCAUACUGUAAGGUAGUUGAAACAUUUUAUGAAAAAUCAAUGAUAUGGUUUUUAAAUCUAUAAUUAGUUUUUGAAUGAUAAGUAUUUGAAUUAUAAUUAAGAUCUAUUCUUGCUUUACACAAGUUUUCUUUGCAUUCAUAAUUAUCUCAUGGACACAUUGAAAUAAAAAAAACAACAGUCUGUCUUAAAUAAUAUGAUAAAUUUCCUUUAUAUAUUUGUGUUCCAUGAAAAGAAACAAUAAAUAUACUAACAAUCAUCAAUAAUAAUAAUUCUACACUGAUUAGAAACAAAAACACUAUAAAGAGAGAAUAAGUUGGCACUACGACACACACACGCACACGCGCACAUACACAGACUACCAUACGACAUCAUAGUUCAAUGAUGUCGAAUAUUUUCGUUGUUUCCAUCAUCAAUAUUCUUAUUUGUCUUGUUGUAACGAAGAGAUUGAGACCAUUUGCAAGUCUCUAUCUUAAAGUAGUCAUGAAAAAUCGAUUUUAUAGUUCUAGCUUGUUACCUCAAGCAUAUGGAAAAACGCACCAGUAAUCAUGCAGGGUUUUCUUUGGAGGGCGCUGGAAAACUCAUUUUUCGACGUACAGCGCAGAAAGAUAUAUCGUUCCAAAGUUGAAAAACGCUCUAAAUUUCAAAGAUUCAAAAUUUCUUUGUAUCUCUUGCACAAAUAAAGUUAAAAUGGAAUGAAAUUCGAACAAAUUUAGAAAAAACGUUUCUUUGGGCUUUUGAAGGUUGUAACUAAAAAAAAUAUGCGUUUUAGGGGAAAAUUUUAUAGAACAAAAUUUGUAGAGGAAGAUUUUAAAAAUAUUUUCGUCUAAAAAAACGGUUGAAUAACUUGAACGGUUAUUGAAGUGCAUGCGAUAUAGCAAAACCCUGAAAAUUUUGGCGGCCAUCUUGUUUCCGAGGUGUUUGCCUGUGAUUUCGACUUAUCAUCAUCACGAUCCUUAUUAUGCUAGACCUAACGAAGAAAUUGAGACAUCUUCCACGGCUGUUACUCAAAAAUGACCAUGGAGUGCCUUACUCAUGACAUUUGCGCCCGGACUAUUCUGAAUUAAAUCGCAUAUUCAUA